Messenger RNA from Lactuca sativa (garden lettuce), 2157 nucleotides. RefSeq lists its product as uncharacterized. The record is from RefSeq and is a predicted model, not a curated record. Gene Ontology annotation, cellular component: membrane. NCBI's taxonomy places the organism in Eukaryota, Viridiplantae, Streptophyta, Magnoliopsida, Asterales, Asteraceae. Gene Ontology annotation, molecular function: protein binding.
UAACUUUAUGCAUGAAGUACUUUAAAUGGCAUUCAAACUUUGUGAAAUUAAGUGUAGCCCAUAACAUUCAGGUCAUCCACUGAGUAAUGGCUGAUAACAUGACACCGACAGAUUAUAGAAAGAUUAAUGCUUCCCUGUAUGAUGCUCUGUCUGAAGGAGAUGAUAACAAGGUGUGUCAUAUAUGCAAAACCUUGCCAGAUGGCCCUCUGCGCAAGCUAACCAUACAUGAUGACACUGUUCUCCACAUCGCCAGUUACCACAAGCGUAAUAAGCUUGUUCUUCAACUACUCGGAAUGCUACCUGAAGACCAACCCAACAUACUCACUGUAAAAAAUGAAGCCGGAAAGACCAUUCUUCAUUCCACAGCCACCAACAAUGACACAGUCGAGGCUGCUGUUGAGAUGCUGCGCCGGGCUCCCUCUUUGCUCGCCAUGACCGAUAACCUCGGAGAGACGCCUCUUUUCCGUGCUGCCCGUUAUGGCAAGUCCAAGAUUUUCUAUUUUCUCCAAGCGGAAAUGAACAGGAGGUUUCCAGCAAAGGCUACAGACUUGAUGGAUUUUCUUCAAAGGAAUAAUAAGGCAACUAUACUUCACGUUGCAAUUCAUAGUGAGAACUUCCCUUUGGCUCUUGAUAUUGCUAAAACUUAUCCAAGGUUGAUCGGUGAAGAAGAUGGAGACGGGAUGACUGCUCUUCAACUUCUUGCCUGCAAACCGUCAGUAUUCAACAAUGGAUUUGAAGCGAAUUUCUUCAAGCGUUUUAUAUGUAAGAUCAUUUAUUUGAUCAAUCCGAAAGAAAGAGCCAGUAGAGUGCCUAUCUUGAAAAAAUUUAAGAAACAAAAGCUCAAAAGUGAAUCCGCAAAGGAACUUGCAACCCUAUUGAUCGAAAAUGAUACCUCAUGGGAAGAAUCAGAACCCAUGCCAAAUCAGAACAGAACGAAGCUCCACAAAUAUGGAGGAGAUAUUAUGCCUUCACAAAACCAUUCUCUAGAGAUUAUCAUCGCUCCCACCCCCGACUCUCCAUUGAUUUUAGCCACAAAAUCGGGAUGUACAGAGAUUGUAAAGAAAAUACUGCAAAUGUACCCUCAGGCGGUUGAGCAUAUUGAUAAGGACGGGCGUGACAUUUUGCAUGUGGCAAUUCAAUAUCGAAGAAAGGAGAUCUAUAAUCUUGUGGUCAAUAUGAAGUAUUCCUUGAGGAGGCUAAGAGGGAAGAUUGACAAACAAGGCAACUCGAUAAUGCACAUGGUAGGCAUCAAAGUUAAAGAUCCGAAAGCUGAACAGGACAACAGAAGCCCUGCUUUCGUACUACGAGAUGAUUUACUUCUAUUCUCGAGAGUGAAAGAUAUUUGUACCAUCCAAGCAACCUUGCAGGUGAAUGAGGGGGGUGUGACUGCAGAACAACUAUUCAUUGAGAGCAACGCACGACUUCAAGUUGAUGCCAAAGAAUGGAUGAAAAGCACAGCUGAACAUUGCUCCAUUGUUGCUGUGCUAAUUGCCACAGUUGCCUUUGCUGCAGCUUACACAGUACCUGGAGGCCCAAAUCAAAACACGGGCUAUCCACUUCUCAAGAGCAAACCGUUUUUUAUAGUCUUUGCGCUAGCUGAUGCACUUUCACUCGCAUGUUCUUUGACAUCAGUUAUCAUAUUUCUUUCAAUCCUCACAUCUUCCUUUCGGUUAAAUGACUUCCAGCACUCACUUCAUAAUAAACUAUUCAUAGGCCUCACAGUGUUGAUACUCUCUGUGUCAAUGAUGAUGAUAGCUUUUGCAGCCACGCUUAUCCUAACCAUUAGUAGUGAGCAGGGACAUUGGAAAAACAUUAUGUUGUACAUGAUUUCCUUCUUCCCAGUCACUGUGUUUGUGUGCUCAUACAUACAUCUUUAUAAAUUGCUCAUUGAAGCAUUUUUGAGAAGACUAAAGAAGGCUAUAGCUGCAAUACUGCCUACCCCUGAUGUGGACUCACCCCAAGCAAUGCACCACCACAUACAGCCCUCUCAAGCUACAAAUACCAGUUCUUUUGUUUGAUUCUUAAUUAAUUAAUUGGUUGUUCUUCUUUGAAUAUCCUAGCUCUUGAAUGCUUACUUCAUUAUCCCUUUUAAAUAACAAGACGCUCUAUCAUAUGUCAAUAAAUGUGUAUUAUAUAUGUUUAUUGUUGUUUUAUUCU